Molecule: messenger RNA, 1799 nt
Organism: Helicoverpa zea (corn earworm)
Lineage: Eukaryota; Metazoa; Arthropoda; Insecta; Lepidoptera; Noctuidae
Exons: 2
Coding region: 259-1740 (493 amino acids)
Source: RefSeq, a predicted model, not a curated record
AAUAAUAACCCAAACUAUGUUUUACUUGACAACAAAGCAUUUCGUAAUCUUUACGAAUCAACUAAAAUAGACACCUCAACGAUAAAACCUUGCUUACAAAUAGCUCCAAAGGACAGACAACACCUAGUUCAAACUAACACAUACAAUGAUGCUACGACCACAGAUGUCUUCAAUCAAAGAUUAGGCCUUGCCGAAGUACAGUUUCAUGAGAGUACGCAAAAUAUACCUGUACCGAACUCGAAUUCUUCCUCUGAUUUAAUGAACCCACAAGGUAUUUUUGAAAAUUCCCUAAACGAAACGAAAAUAGAUAAACACCGAUCAGAAUACGUUAAGAGAUAUAGCUAUUCCGCCAGUAAAGUUGACGUUUGUACGAAACAAACUCCAGAAUACUGUGUGCAACUUAUUAGGAAAGUGAAAAUGGACCUUGAUGUUACAGCAAUAGUGUCUCGCAAAAUGAAUUCUUUUCAAAAUAAUAAAUCAGGUAAUGAAGAACAUAUUAAUAAAGAAGAAUUGAAUCAAACGAGACGUCCGAAUUAUGGAACUGGCUUUCAGUACAUUACUCGAGAUCCUAGUAACAUGAUAACUAACAGCAAUGAAGUAGACUUUCCUGUAGCCACAGUUUCUGGAUUUGAUAAUUCUAAAGUUCAAAAUGCAGUCAGUCCACCCCCUCAAGUUAUUGAUGCUAACUCAAGUGUUGUUUUCGAAGAUAAUGAUAGAAAUUAUCCUAACAGCAAUAAUAAUGAUGGAAUGGUUAUUCCUGAAAUUUGCGAUGUAUUAGAAGAAAAGGAAAAUAUUCAUAGGAAUAAUGAAGAUAUGCGUGAAAUUGUUGAGCCAGUAGAGAUUGGAAAUGGACCAGUCAAAAAAGACAGAACAGUCAAAAAUAUACUACAAAAGUACAAAAAAAUAUUGGAAAAAAAUACAGUCAAACCUGCAACACCAAGUUGUUCGAGGAUUAAUACCACUGUCAAGCGCCAUGUCUCACCUACCAAGAAAUCUGCAAAACCGUUCAAAAUAACCGACAUACAUAAAUUACACGCUACAAUACCAGAAACUAUUGUGGAACAUAAACCCGAUGGACUUAAAGACUUCACACAAAUAAGAAAAAAUAUCAAUUUUGAUGAAAAGCAAAAUAAAAAUGAUAAUUUCAUUCCAAUUCCGUUCACACAAUACUCGUACAGAGCUGAAGUGGAACCAAUUGAAGAUAUUCCUCAAAAUGAGUCUAUGCAUGAUUUAGACAUUGAGCCAAUCAAUUUGCCUGAUAAUGUUGACCUAGAGCCGUCCAACGAUUUCAAAUUAGAUCAAUCAAUGUUAGAUCCGAAAACUGUUUUACAAUACGUGGCUGAUGAUGACGAUGCUGAAAUAGUUGCGCCGCCUGCAGAGUUCUGUGAUGGAGUUUCUUUCUCACCUGAUUACGGCACUCUUGAAGCUUCGAUGGAUGAAAAUGCAGAUGAAACAUUUCAACUUGAUAGUAACGCAGACACCGAAUACAAUGAGAGCAUAUUUGAUGACCUAUGUGCUACAGAUCUAACUCCUUCCAAGGAAAUAGAGACGUGGAAUUUAUCUCGAGAAGAAACUUGGGAGCGCCUUAAUCCAGUGAAGUUUGGUCCAGCUAAAUCGUUCACAGUGAUGCACAAAAAUACUAGCAACGAUUAUAUUUUGCAGAAUACUACAAUUCCAAGGAAAGUUAGACUUGGACAAUUUAAAUUCAGUCAAAAAAAUAAAUUAAAAAUAAGAAAGUGAAUCGUAGCAAACGUACAUAAUGUAGUAAGAUUUUUGAUAAUUAAAAACAAGAACUAAUA